Molecule: messenger RNA, 660 nt
Organism: Coffea arabica (coffee)
Lineage: Eukaryota; Viridiplantae; Streptophyta; Magnoliopsida; Gentianales; Rubiaceae
Source: RefSeq, a predicted model, not a curated record
AUGGAGGAGGAGUUGGUAGAGGUGAUGCAGAAAUUUGCUCUCUCAGAGAAGGAAGUGGGGAGUACACUCAUAGAUCUGGGCUAUCCUAAGGGCCUUAAGGUAGCUGAAUUAGGACCUAAUGUUUUCCAGUUUACUAUUCCUGACCUAAAGGAUAAGGAACGGAUUCUUGAGGGGGGUCCGUGGAUUAUAGAUAACCAGAUAUUAGUGAUUAGGAGGUGGGAGGUAGGAAUUGAAGAAGAUAAGGAUGCUUUCAAUUUAGCUCCAGUUUGGCUGCAAGUGUGGAACCUUCCCAUACACUGCCUAUCUAAGGCAGUAGGAAAGAAAGUGGGAACUAUAUUCAAUGAGGUGAAAGAUGUGUUGAUCCCUCAAACUGGAGGUAAAGAAGGGAAACAUAUGAAGUUAUUGGUUAUGAUAGAUAUUAAGCAACCUUUACUGAGAGGAACCACAGUUCAGAUUAUUGGAGUGAACAAAUGGCUGGCCUUCAAAUAUGAGAAGUGCCCUAACUUCUGUUAUAGCUGUGGAGUGAUUGGGCAUAGUGAAAAGAAUUGUAAAUCUCCGGUGGAGGUGAAAAAGGGACAAUAUCAGAAUCAGUAUGGUUCGUGGAUAAGGGUGUUUGAGAGAAGAGGAUCUCCUCAAAAAGAGAAUAGUCCAAAGAUUUAG